Setaria italica (foxtail millet) is the source of this 3692-nucleotide messenger RNA. RefSeq names its product U11/U12 small nuclear ribonucleoprotein 48 kDa protein. The record is from RefSeq and is a predicted model, not a curated record. NCBI's taxonomy places the organism in Eukaryota, Viridiplantae, Streptophyta, Magnoliopsida, Poales, Poaceae.
AUGUCAAGGGGCCAUCGAUCCACACCGUCGAUUUCCGAUCAGACGCGCAUCGAACGACCAAACAGCAUAGUCUCUCCGCACCGACCGCACCUUUACCUAUUUCGUCUCCGCCGCCGGAGGCCACCGACGGCCGUCGCACCUCCCCUUCGAAACCCUCCUCCGCCGGCGUGGGAUCCGCUCCGCUCCGAUGGAGGCGCCGCCUCUCCCUCCUGCCCCUCCGCCAUCCCAUCCGCCGCCACCUCCACCCCCCGACCUUACCUCCACCCUCGCCCGCCUCCGCUCCCUCCUCUCCGCCGCGUCCUCCGCCCUCGCCGCCCUCCCCUCCUCUCUCCUCCCCCACCCAACCGGCCCCCGAACCAGCAUCCCCUCACCUCAGCCCACACACCGCCACCCUUCCACUCCCGCCGCCCGCCACCAGCCAUCACCCUCCCGCUCCCGGCCGCCCCAGCCCCCUACUCCGACUGCCCCGCCGUCGUCCGCACCACCCCCACCCCGAUCCCCGCGGUCUCCUCCCUCCCCGCAGUCAUCGCUGCCGAGUGCGCGGAUUUCUCCUCUUUAAGUACCGCCCAGAGCCCCUCCCCGCCGCCCCGCAUCCUGCCGUCGGAGCUCAGCCUCCUGCGCCGGGAGCUGGACUCCUGGGGCGCGGGGGGGGACCACCUCCCGGGGUCGUACUCCUACGCCGUAACACGGGUGGCGGCCGCGUUCCGCUUGGGUGUGACGCCGCGGUGGGAGGCCGAGCUGCGGCGGUGGGUGCUUGGGAGCUCACCGAGGUACGGGGUCAAGGUCCACGUCGCGGAGGCCGACCAUAUCUGGGUGCUGCUGUGGCUCUGCUUGAAGGUGAUGGCGGCGGAGGCUGGGUGCUCGCUGGAGGGGAUGCACAAUGGGGAUGGCAGUGAGGGUGUAGGUUUUGAUCCCAGGGCCAUGAGAUUUGAGUGCCCGAGGCUGGUUGAGGGCAUCUCAUUGUUAGGCGCACAGCUUGGGGUUCUGUAUGGUGAAAGCAAUGGGAGACUCUUUGCUCUUGCAGCAGUGAAGGAGGCAGUGCUGCAGAUGGCGUAUUGCUUGGUUGUUGGUGUAGGUGCAGCUGGUGGAGGAGAGGGCGAGGUUGGAGCUGGUGGAGGUGCUGGUGAAAAAGGAAGUAAUGCUGGAGAUGCUGAGCUCAACGCCCGUCAAAAUAUCAGCUAUUAAUUGAGUAUUCACGAACAUUGGAACGAGGGAACUUGGAGCGAUCGAACAGACCAAACUACAGAACUGUUAUGGAGUAUGAUGGAAUUCUGUCACGGCGAGUAGAGAACCAGGAAUCUGCUAGAACCAAGACAAAGGAGGAGCUUUUAGCUGAAGAACGAGAUUACAAACGAAGAAGAGCAUCUUACCGUGGCAAGAAAGUGAAUCGAAACCCUACAGAGAUACUAAGAGACAUAAUCGAUGAGCAUAUGGAGGAAAUCAAACAGGCAGGAGGUAUUGGUUGUCUUGUGGAAGGUCCUGCUGACAUCGCACCAAAUGUGCUUAAGAGCAACUCUCAUGGCAGUACAUAUCAAGGAAGUUAUGAUUUUUCUAGCAGCUCUUCUCAUGAUAAGGCAGCAUUGGGUUCUCGGUCAUCUGGUUGUAACAAGUCACCACGUUCUGAUUCUUUGGGAAGAUUUUCAUCAAGGAGCCGUGACACAAGAGAUUCGUACAAGACCUCAAGAUAUGAAACUCAUGGGAAGCGUUAUUUAUCUGAGAAUGAAAAUAGGUGGGGUGUAGGAUCAGAAAGUGAAAUAGAUCAAAGUUAUCCUUACCAGCAAGAGAACCGUAGACGUCAAAGAAGCUCCAAUGAUAAUAGAAAUUAUGGUUAUAAGAAGGGUGUCUCAGACCACCGUCCUGAAUCUAGUGAUUGUUCAACACAAUCACAAAGAUCUUCUGUCACAGAAUAUGCUCGCAUGUCAGGAGAAGGGAGCAGUGAUAGAAGUAGAGCUAGUCAGAAGCGACAUAGAUCAUUAUCUGUUACUCAAGACCAGUUCAGCGAUAGAUAUGAUCCCCAAAACACAUAUUCUGAUGGAGUUCCCCUGACAGGCAAGCUUUGUGAUGCUACUGAGGAAGCACACCAUCGCAGACAUCAUGAAAGAAAGCAUGGUCACCAUCACUGAAGGAUAAUAGCGAUUAUUUUUGCUUUCUAUGUCAGUAGCUAAAUAAUACAGGGCUCUGGGUUAUUAGCCUUCAGCUGUAUCCUUUUAUGUAUCCUCAUGCAGCUUUAUAACUUCCUUACUUUCUCAAUUAAUAUCUGUUGCAGCUGGUACCUUUCUCAGGAUCUAUUAGCUGAUGAAGUUUUGCCUUGUUUUACAAAUUUAUUUACACCGAUCAAGGUUCAUAUUGUGCUGUCUUGCAAAAAUCAGUCAUGUUUAUCUUAUGCUAAUGGUUAUUUUAAUUAUAUCACUGCUAAUGUUUCGGAAAUCGGAAGCACUUUCUGCUAAUGUUCAAGAAUUUUGUUUUAAAUUAAUUUAUUCUGUAUUUUUACCCAGUAUGAGCUGGCAAAGGAAUUUCAGCUGUCUGCUUUUGCUCAACUAGAGUUCAGAGAGUUUUUUUUCCUGAAGCUCUGUUUUUUUGGUUAUCUAUGCAAGUUUAUCCUCACCUGGUUAAGACUACUGAUGCAUAUUUGCUUGAACAUACUUUGUUCAUUCUAAUUCAUGUGUGUUUUGGAUGAGAGUUGGUAUGCCAUUGAUCCAUUUACUUCUGUGCCUGAUCAUUUUACAUGAGUCUGCCUCAAGGGUGUGUGGAAAUGGGGAUUUUUCAAGGUGCAACUAAUAAGUUUUUUUGAUGGAUACUAUUAAAUCCUUGCGCGUAGGCUCAUUAUCUUCUAUGAUGUAGGGAGGCAUUGCACUCAAGAUUAUAAGUUAUAACACUGAUGGUAAAAUUGUGAAUAAUGGAAAACCUGAAUUCCCUUAAGAAGUGUUUUUAUUUGAAUUAUUUAAAGUACCUACCUUUCAAUCAAAGCUGAAAUAUUUUAGUGAAAAAAAUAAAAUUGGUUUAUUAUUAUUAAAACCUGGUGGUCAUGCUCUUUUGAAACACUCCUAGUUCCAGCAUGCCAUAUGAUUGUUUGCCUAUGCUUUGUUAACAAUAGUUGCCUUUUUUUGCAUAAAAGAAAACUGGCAAUUAAGUUUCGAUCCAAGACCAUCCUUAUUUGUGCAGAUAUGCUACCUCUGCACUUCCAAUGUUGUGUAGGUAGUUUUUCACAAUUCAGCCAUAGGUUACUGCCUAAUGUGCUCUCAUGACAACACUUUUUCUGCUUGUAAAUACUAACUGAUUCACGUCAAUUUCAUAUGCUGUUCCAUUCGGCAAAAGGUGUAUAAUUUGUUGACACAUUAUUCUGUCUCAAAACAUAUCUAAUUUGCUAUCAUAUUUCUUGUAGGCAAUCAAUCUGAGCAAUGGGGCUAGUUCACAAACUACUUAUCAACUGAUACAAGUUAGAUCAUUUUGUUGUAGAAUGUGCACUCCCUAGCUACUUUUGUACCAUUUUGAGAAAUAUAUAGUGCUGUGUUCAAGAACUACCGUGACAUUAUGUGGAAGCCAAGCAUCAUGCCAACCUUGAACAGUCAACAAUCUGUUCUAGAACUACCGUGACUUUAUGAAGAAGAUGCGAUGUUUUCUUACUCUGCUUAAAUUGUUGGCUGAGGCAUUCGAAGUAAUGAAGAUGAACGGGGUUGUUGAUUUCAAACUUA